This is a messenger RNA of Clonostachys rhizophaga, 816 nucleotides long. NCBI's taxonomy places the organism in Eukaryota, Fungi, Ascomycota, Sordariomycetes, Hypocreales, Bionectriaceae. The record is from the annotation of a GenBank genome assembly.
AUGAGAGUCGCGGUUACUAUUCUCGCCGCUGGCUUGCAAGCAGCUGCUACUGUAGCUUCCCCGCUGACUUCAGUGGUCAAUGCUGCUAAAGCCGAAAUCCAAGGACUGGUUCAGGGUGGCUCUUCAGCUGUAUCCGCAGUCUCCCAAGAGGCAUCGUCGAUAUCAGCAAGCAAGUAUAUUACCACCGAGAACUGGGCUGGUGCCUCGAGAGCUGGAACCAACAUCACCUUUUCGACUGCCACCGUAACCGUGCCUAAUUUCGAGACCGACCCAGAUGGCUGGACGACAGGGCUGGCUAUUUUCGCCGGAUUAGAUGGCUACUUCGGCUCCCCAGACAAGCUCACACUGGCUGGGAUCAUCAUUUCGGCGGUGAGAGAGGAGCGCCAAUAUCAGUUUACCGCCCUCUGGAGGGUAUUCCCCGACGGCGGGGGCUCCGAGAACGAAAUCUCGUUUCCCAUCCGCGCUGGACACAAGAUCCGAUUGAGCCUCAGCCGUCUUUCUGAAACCCGCAUCAAUGGCACAGUCGAGAAUUUGAACACCGGCCAGACCGUCUACCGUAUUCUGGACGCUCCCGAGCCAUUCCCGGCCACUGACGCUUCCUGGGUGGUCAACAGGUACACUAGCAUGGGCGACUGGAUGAGAUGGCUGGACUUUACCGAUCCAAUCAAAUUCACCGAUAUCAAGGCCGUGAACGGUGAUGGCACGACCCUCAGCCUUGAUGGUGCUGAUCUCCUCGAUAUUGUGCCAAGUGGACAAAGCGCUUUCACUAAAUGCAGCAUCGAUGGCCCCUCGGACUUGACCUGCCUGCACCCCUAA